Molecule: messenger RNA, 1007 nt
Organism: Alnus glutinosa
Lineage: Eukaryota; Viridiplantae; Streptophyta; Magnoliopsida; Fagales; Betulaceae
Product: chlorophyll a-b binding protein of LHCII type 1-like
Exons: 1
Coding region: 76-870 (264 amino acids)
Biological process (GO): photosynthesis, light harvesting in photosystem I; response to light stimulus
Cellular component (GO): chloroplast thylakoid membrane; plastoglobule; chloroplast envelope
Source: RefSeq, a predicted model, not a curated record
AUCACUCCUCUCCUUCCCUUGCAGUGCUGUCUCUUCCUUGCACAGUUGCACCAGUCUUACUUCAAUUCUACAAUAAUGGCUGCUUCAACAAUGGCUCUCUCUUCCCCAUCAUUUGCCGGCAAGGCGGUACAGGUUGCUCCUUCAACCCCGGAGCUCGGUGUUGGACGUGUCACGAUGAGGAAAACAGCCCCCAAGAAGGCUCCCUCCGGCAGCCCAUGGUACGGCCCCGACCGUGUCAAGUACUUGGGCCCAUUCUCCGGUGAGGCUCCAUCCUACCUUACUGGAGAAUUCCCUGGUGACUACGGCUGGGACACUGCUGGGCUUUCAGCUGACCCGGAGACCUUUGCCAAGAACCGUGAGCUUGAGGUCAUCCACUCCAGAUGGGCCAUGCUCGGAGCCCUCGGGUGCGUCUUCCCCGAGCUCUUGGCUCGCAACGGGGUCAAGUUCGGCGAGGCCGUGUGGUUCAAGGCCGGAGCUCAGAUCUUCAGCGAAGGUGGGCUUGACUACUUGGGCAACCCGAACUUGAUCCAUGCACAAAGCAUUCUGGCCAUCUGGGCUACACAGGUUAUCCUUAUGGGUGCUGUUGAGGGUUACCGUAUUGCUGGUGGCCCGCUCGGUGAGGUGGUAGACCCGAUUUACCCAGGUGGAAGCUUUGACCCAUUGGGCCUUGCCGAUGACCCGGAGGCUUUUGCUGAGCUUAAGGUGAAGGAGCUGAAGAAUGGGAGAUUGGCCAUGUUCUCCAUGUUUGGAUUCUUCGUUCAGGCCAUUGUGACCGGCAAGGGACCGUUGGAGAACCUUGCCGACCACCUUGCCGAUCCUGUGAACAACAAUGCCUGGGCUUACGCCACAAACUUCGUCCCCGGAAAGUGAGUCCAACGAAGCUGCUAUUCUCCUCGAAACUGAGUGUGAAUUUAAGAGUGAUAUUGGGCUUGCGCACAAAAUGUGUGAAUUAAUGACAUGUACUACUGCUGUUGUGAAUGAAUGUCAUUAUUUUUGGAUUUCCAAAA